AUGUUAUCUCUACUCAAUUUAUCAGUUCAACCAAUCUUUGGUCUUAACGAAUCACGUAUCAUCGCUCUUCAUCCCGAUAAUGAUAAUAUCUUCAUUGGAACAGUUGAUCCGCUUACAUCGGCAGUAUCCGUCUUUGGCGUAGAUUUGAAUCAUCUCAAUCGGGUUGUGCCGACUUUACUAGCUCAAUUCACAAGCGAUCUUCCUCCAGAAAGCGCGAAUCAAGACUCGUCACGGAAUGCUGAGCGAUUUAUCAUUAGCUUAAAAGUCCUUUUGGAAUCCGAUCAACUAUGCUUGGUGACCGCCGAUGGACAAAUCUCAUUAUGUCCGAUUCCAUCAAUGGAAGAAACUCAAGACCCUUUACAAUUCGACGGGGUCGGUGCUUUUGAAGAUGGAAUCCUUUGUGCUUCUUGGAGUCCUGAUGAUGAACUUCUGGUGGUCAUUACCGGUUCUCAUAAGUUGAUUCUUUUGACCAAAUCAUUCGAUGUACUAUCUGAACAUGAAGUCGAUUUCGCUCAAUUUGGAAGUGAUGAACCAGUGAAUGUGGGCUGGGGAGCAAAAUCAACUCAGUUUCACGGAUCGCUUGGUAAAGCAGCUGCACAAGCGCAAAGCGCCAUUGAAGAACAAGAGACUCGAGCUCCAAGAGAUUUAGGUCAAGAUUUCUACGAAAUCACAUGGAGAGGUGAUGGAGCCUUCUUUGCGGUGGCUUGUCCUACAAACGCUCAAAAGACUGGUCAACAUCGUUCUAUCAAAGUUUAUUCUAGAACAGCUUCAUUAUCUUCAACUUCUACUCGGAUUAAUCCACUUUUAUUACAUGGACCCAUAGCCUGGCGACCGGAAGGUUCAAUUAUUGCUUCAUCUGUUUACAAUCCGACCACCGAUAAAGUUGAUAUUAUCUUCUUUGAACGUAAUGGAUUGCAACGUUAUGGGUUUUCUCUCAAGGAAGAAGAUCGUGUCCAAAGAGUUUUCGCUUUGGCCUGGAAUUCUGAUUCUACUGUUCUUGCUAUCGGCCUGGAGAAAAUGAUCACAGAUGAUACCUCUAGUCCUGUCUCAACUCCUCGACGAUCAGAUGUCGUAUUGAUCUGUUUAAUUCCUCCGGCAGUUCAACUCUGGACGAGAAACAAUUAUCAUUGGUAUCUAAAGUCAGAGAUCCAGUCUGACCUGCAUCCACAAGGUAUCCUCAAUUUCAUAAUGUGGCAUCCUGAAAAACCUCUUCAUCUAUACCUUGGUACCGCGAGUCACAUGGAAUUACGACAGUUUUCUUGGGAAGUCUUCUCAGAUCGUACUCCAAUCCCUCGAGAUACUGGGUCUGUUGCUGUCAUUGAUGGAUACCAACUACUUUUGUCUCCUUUUCGAUACCAAGUGGUUCCACCACCCAUGUCAUCUUUACAAAUCUCAACUAUAUCACCCGAUCUUGUGAAAACCUGCUUACCGCGCCUUCCGAGUCACAUGUCAUUCAGCGCUACAUUCCCUGGACUUGCUACUAUCCUUCCGAAUGGCGAGGUAACAUGUUACCGUUGGGAUCUAACUUGCAGUCAGGAAGCAAAACCUCAUUUCCGUUUACCUACACCAACCAAGUUAUUUACAUUCAUGUUAGAAAAUUCCACAUCAAAUCCAAUCACUUACCGUCAAGUAUGUAUGUCAAAAGCUGCAUCAAUCGAAGGCAAGUCCUGCGUCGUCAUUAUUGCCCUGUUCACCGAAAUAGAACAGACAACUAUGAAAGCUCGAGAUGGCCUUCAUAUACAAAAACUUGCUUUGAAUGAGCAAGACGAUUCUGGCUCCGAGGCCAACAAGCUGGGCGACCAAUGUACAUUGCGACCCUCUCAUUCCGAACGAUGGUGGAAGCUAUCAGGCUCCAGUGUGGCUGAUAUAGCCCUCAUUCAGACUGAUACCGGUAAUGUAGUGAAAGUUUGUUCAAAUCCUGCUGAACCGAGUAUGGACUUUGGAAUCGAGACAACCCAGCACCGAUUUCCCGAGUUUUGUUCGACCUUUGAACACUUGUGGGCCGAUCCAUCUCAUGAAGCCUUCUUGCCCAUUGGUCUCAGUCACACAGCAAAACUUUAUGUGGGAAGUCAUAUGAUAGCAAACGACUGUUCUUCAUUCACUUGCGAUUCAAAUUACCUCAUCUAUGCCACUUUUUCUCAUCAAAUCAAGUUUCUAGAUACCCUUGACUUAUGUGCCAAGUUUUCGAAUUCAGGCGACUUAACAUCUACAGAUCCAAGACAGAACUCUGAGCUGGAGAUUAUUCAUCUUAAAGACGCUUCAAGAGCUGUAGAGCGUGGGUCUCGGAUUGUAACAAGUAGACCGAGUUCAAUGAAACUCAUCUUACAGAUGCCUCGAGGGAAUUUGGAAACCAUCUUUCCAAGACCUAUGGUCCUACGACGGAUCUGUAUGGAUCUGUUGAUUGAAGAUAGAUGGUUAGAUGCGUUUAUCGAAUGUAGAAAACAUAAGAUUGAUUUUAAUUUAUUGGUGGAUUUUGAUUUUCAAAAGUUUAUGAAUCAUGGUGCAAAAGAUUUUGUGGAACAAGUGAUUGAUGUGGAUCAUAUUAAUCUGUUCUUGAGUAGUUUAAAGAAUAUUGAUGUGACUGAACAAGUAUAUCCUAUUACGAAGAGAUGGAGGAAAUCAAAUGUGGAUGUGAGCUCAGAGAAUAAGAAAAGGCUUCUUGGUGAUAACAAAGUGAAUGUGAUCUGUACAUUGAUUGCGGAUGCGAUCAGUCAGAAAUCAAACAAGCUGGAGUACAUCAACAGUAUCUUAACAGCACUGGUUUGUAAAAAACCUGCUGAUUAUCGUUCCGCGUUGAAUUUGUUGUCCGAGAUUAAACUCGAAAAUCCUGAAAAGGUCGAUGACGCAAUUAAAUACAUUAUAUUCUUGAGUGAUGCUAAUGAGCUAUAUAAAGUAGCUUUAUCAAUGUACGAUCUUUCUUUGGUAGUCCUGAUUGCUCAACAUUCUCAAAAGGAUCCGAAAGAGUAUCUACCAUUUUUACAAAGUCUAAGGGUCCUUGACCCAGAGAUGAGGAAAUUCAAGAUUGACGAUUAUUUGGGUAAUCAUCGAUCUGCAAUCCAACAUUUAUGUGCUGCACAGGAAGAAAAGUUUGAUGUGAUUUUGAAUUACACUGAGAGACAUGCUUUGUAUGAAGAAGCUUUGAAAGAAGUUUCAACACAGCCUGUUAAAGUCAUAGCUUUACGAGACCUACAAGGUGAUUGGUUUAUGGAAAAUCAAAAGUACAUGGAGGCUGGGCUAGUGUACACACUUGCGGAGAAGAUUGACAAAGCGUCAGAAGCAUUUCGACAAGCGGAAGCUUGGCAAGAGCUUUUCUCUCUCUUAUCGAUAUGUGGUCGACCGGUCGAAAUCGGGAAUGACGGAAUGGCUAGUGAGCCGAUUGUCCUUGAUAUGGCUCAGCGGCUUGAGAAGUCGGGUCGGCAUCUUGAAUCAGCUACUGUCCUGUUUGAUUAUGCAGGAGAUGUCAAAGGUGGGGUUACGAUGCUGUGUGAUGGAAGAGCGUAUUCUGAAGCGCUCAGACAAGCCCUUCGGUAUUCGAGACCAGAAUUACUCAUAGAACUUGUUCAACCGAGCCUUGAGGAAUAUGUUGAAUUACUAGUUGAAGAGAUUGAGGAAACUCAACAGAACACACAGAAACAGGUGGAUCGGUUAGCAGAACUUAAAUUGGCGGCUGAGGCGGAACCUGAUGCCUUUUAUUUGACUCGAGAUAAGGAGACUGGUGAGGUCUUUGAUGGGAUUGAUGCCAUGACAGAAGCAACUACAGUCUUUAGAACCGAUUAUUCUAGAUACACUCGUGGGAUUGCACCAUCUCAUCAUUCUACCUAUACGAUGCGAUCUGGACGAUCUUCAGCACGAAGUGGAAAGUUACGUAAAAAAGAAGAAAAGAAGAAAGCAGCUGGUAAGAAAGGAAGUAUUUAUGAAGAAGAAUAUUUGUUGAAUUUAUUAUCAAAAACGGCAUUAGAGAAACUUAUAUCUUUACAAAAUCAAGUCAAAGCCUUACUUCCAGCAUUAGUCCAACUAAUCUCAUAUAUCCAACGUAAUGCUCAAAGCUCAGAUAAGGUAGCAAAAGCUUCAUCAGAAAGACUUCAUAGAAUUGCUCAUUCACUUCAAACUCAACUUGAUAAUCUUCAAACCGAAUUAAUUCAAAACAUUCAAAUCGUAUGGGAUGUAAGAGAGUCAGCAAUCAAAGAGUUGGAAGAUCGUCAAGCUGAAGCUUAUGAGACUGGUACGGGUGCUGGUACGGAAGUGAUUGGCUCUGGUAUGGAUCAGCCUAGUCAUAAGCUUCUGGUUGUACGACCUGUUGUAUCUGUGGAUAGGAGUUGGAAAUCUUCUAUUUUUAAUUAA
Molecule: messenger RNA, 4341 nt
Organism: Melampsora larici-populina 98AG31
Lineage: Eukaryota; Fungi; Basidiomycota; Pucciniomycetes; Pucciniales; Melampsoraceae
Exons: 18
Coding region: 1-4341 (1446 amino acids)
Biological process (GO): tRNA wobble base 5-methoxycarbonylmethyl-2-thiouridinylation
Cellular component (GO): elongator holoenzyme complex; cytosol
Molecular function (GO): tRNA binding
Source: RefSeq, a predicted model, not a curated record